This is a messenger RNA of Rhinocladiella mackenziei CBS 650.93, 813 nucleotides long. RefSeq lists its product as uncharacterized. The coding region runs from base 1 to 813 and encodes 270 amino acids. The record is from RefSeq and is a predicted model, not a curated record. NCBI's taxonomy places the organism in Eukaryota, Fungi, Ascomycota, Eurotiomycetes, Chaetothyriales, Herpotrichiellaceae. The transcript has a single exon.
AUGGGUCUCAAUCACCACUAUCGCUCGGUCUCAACCAACGAUGAAUCGGUUCCGCUCGCUCAGAAGGAGGGACAAUUGAAAUCAGGCUGGGGAAAGCAAUCCAUCCUGCUUUCGCUCGCCACGGGUACCCUGUUUGUUGCCAUUGUCGCGGCCAUCUUGUCAACAGUCUCAUCUGCCGUGGUGAACUACACCUCUUCAGGGGCGGUUUCCACUGCCAGCGCUGAAGCCGUGGCCGCGAGUACGUCCAUCCUCACCUCACCCUCGGCCGGACCGACAGGAUUACUGGACGACGACACAAUAACGAGCACGGACCCGGUCGAUCCCACCUCUGACACUGCGGCGAUCCAGGAUUGUGGAGGUUCGCCUCAGGAGGCUCGAGAUCGGGGGUGUGUUUUUGAUGUCAUGAUGCAGCUUUGGACACCCGCACCCUGCUACGAUGAAAUCCUUUCCAACCGCUUUCUCGAGGUGGGCAACUGGACUUGGUAUGCCGACACUUCCGCCACCAAGACUUACACAUUGGAGGAAAUGAGGAGAGGUGAACACGAUGCAGUCUACGUUGCCCAAGAUUAUCAUGUUACUCACUGCAUCUAUGCUUGGGAAAUGCUGGUGCGUGCCAUGAGAAACCAGGAACCUAUGAUCACCGAAUUGAUCUCUUAUGAUCACGUUAUUCAUUGUCGCCACAAGACUCUUCAGAGAUCGGAUGGAGGAGCUUCCAUUCGUGGCGUGAGAGCGCCCACUGGUUAUACUCAAUGCGCGCCAUAUGAUACCUGGAAAAACAACCUUCCUCCCAACGAGCACUCAACUACCGACUAA